Molecule: messenger RNA, 2538 nt
Organism: Drosophila willistoni
Lineage: Eukaryota; Metazoa; Arthropoda; Insecta; Diptera; Drosophilidae
Product: eukaryotic translation initiation factor 2 subunit 3
Exons: 3
Coding region: 301-2187 (628 amino acids)
Biological process (GO): positive regulation of translational fidelity; formation of translation preinitiation complex
Cellular component (GO): cytosol; nucleus; eukaryotic translation initiation factor 2 complex
Molecular function (GO): GTPase activity; tRNA binding; GTP binding
Source: RefSeq, a predicted model, not a curated record
ACAAGAUAACAAUAAUAUACACCAAAACAAUUCGAUAACACAUUAAUUUCGCGCCAUACACUAUUAACAUAAUUCUAAAUUGAGUUGGUUCCAUUUAACAUUGCCAUCUCUAGCAGAAAUGUUAACCGGCCCUGCGCUGUUAAGCGCAUUUUAAACGCAUUUCGAGAUUUUCACCAGUUACCGCAAACAGUCACACUGCUUAGCUCUUUUUUUGAUGUCGUCGAGGGUCUAAGAGCGAACUGGCUUUUCGUUUUGUAAUUUUUUAUAUUAAGAAAGCGGUUUAUAAACAACGUUGAAAACAUGGCCACGGCUGAAACUCAAGUCAGUGUGAAUACAAAUUUGCAAAAGCAGGAUCUUAGCAAUUUGGAAAUUAGCAAUCUUACACCUCUCUCGCCUGAGGUCAUCUCCCGUCAGGCCACCAUCAACAUUGGAACAAUCGGUCAUGUAGCCCACGGUAAAUCUACGGUGGUUAAGGCCAUUUCUGGCGUCCAGACCGUUCGAUUCAAAAAUGAAUUGGAACGCAACAUUACGAUUAAACUCGAACGCUUAAGCGAAAAGAAAAUCCAAAAACUUUUGCUAUCCAAACAGCAGCGAGAAAUCUAUGAGCUUAAGCAGCGAGAGAGACUUAUGGACUUGAAGUUUAAAACAAAGACAAGGAGGAGCAUGCGCCUUAUGGAGCAGGUGGAAUUGGACAGAUCACGAGAUCGUCGCAGUCGGAGUCAGAGUUCUACAAGUCCAUGUAGCAGUGGCUAUGGCAGCGUAUUGGGCUCCGAUGAUCAGCAGGAACAACAUCAGGUAUCUAAAUCACUGAAGAGACGACGUAGCCAAAUAGAGUCAUCUUCAACCCCUCCACCAUCGGCAAAGCGAGCUAAGGACAAUGUUGGCCUGGUAGUUCCAAAACAGAAGCCACCCAAGGGCGAAUACGUCGUGGAGUAUAUUGAAUCGGUUGAGGUGAAGCGUUAUGAGCCCGUUUUCUAUGUGAAAUGGUUGGGCUAUGACAAGAGUAGCAACACCUGGGAAACUUUGGAAAAUCUGACUAAUUGUAAGGCUUUGGACGAAUUUGUGGAAAGCAAAUUGAAAUUUUAUGAAAAGUAUGUUACUCAAGUAUUGGAGGAAUUGGAGGAGCAGUUGAAAACGCUAGAAAAUAAGGAGAAUUUUACCAUAAGGCAAAUAGAUGGAUUUGAACCAAUGAAACUGCAAUUGGAUCUUAUAUUGCUGGCUCAAUAUCGGGCAUCGGGUAGUCGUAGCCUUGUGGAACGUGCACGCAUCACCGAAAGAGCUCUGUCAUUGAUGCGAUUGAAGAACUCUCAUAGCCAAAGAUGUCAGCAACUGAUUGAAUUGGCCAAGUUUGAGGAGCGCAUAAAUAAAGUGGAGGAACCAUCGCCACCGAUUCGUGUGGAAAACCAUGUAGAUCUAGAUACUAUUGAUUCGGGUUUUAACUACAUAAAGAAUAACAUUUUGUGUGCGAGCAUACCAAACCCGGAAGGAGGGCUCUUGGGUUGCAAAUGCCAUGAUGAUGGGUCAGACGAGGCAGCAGAGUGUACUCCGUCUAGUCGCUGCUGUGGCCGGUUGGCGGGUGAACGAUUUGCCUACGAUCGGGCCACAAAACGAUUGCGCCUGCAACCUGGCCAUGCCAUCUAUGAGUGCAACAGUCGUUGUUCCUGCGACUCGUCGUGCUCGAAUCGACUGAUCCAACACGGACGCAAGCAUGAAUUGGUUCUCUUCAAGACCAGCAACGGCAGUGGCUGGGGUGUACGCACUCCACAUGCAUUGCGCAAAGGUGAAUUUAUCUGCGAAUAUAUUGGCGAAAUUAUAACCAGUGAUGAGGCCAACGAAAGGGGAAAGAUCUACGACGAUCGCGGUCGCACAUAUCUCUUCGAUUUGGAUUACAAUGUGGCCCAGGAGAGCGAGUAUACCAUCGAUGCGGCCAAUUAUGGCAAUAUUUCGCACUUUAUCAAUCAUUCGUGUGAUCCCAAUUUGGCCGUAUUCCCCUGCUGGAUCGAGCACUUGAAUGUUGCCCUGCCACGUUUGGUUUUCUUCACACUGCGUCCCAUUAAGGCUGGCGAGGAACUCAGCUUUGACUAUAUUCGUGCGGACAAUGAGGAGAUUCCCUAUGAGAACCUAUCGAAGGCCGCGCGUGUCGAAUGCCGUUGUGGCGCUGACAAUUGUCGAAAGGUUUUAUUUUAAGUUUUAAAUUACAAAAAUUUCCUUAUUCUUAUUAUUAAUAUCUUUUUUUUUUUAUAUUUGAUUAUGUUGAAAUAAUUGACUUUGAUUGUUUUGUAAUUUACUUUUAAACGUUUACUUAAUACAUUUUAUUGCACUGCCAGAAAAUGCAACACACAAAUGGCCAACACUCGAUGAAGUUAUUCAUCAUCAGCCUGACAUUAUGUUUUAUUAAUUAAUUUUUUUUUUUCCUGUAUUAUCAAUAUUAUAAUUAUUAUACUAUAUAUAAAAUUGAACCUUUUACCAUUGUAUGAAUUGUUAAAUAAGCAUUAUAGUAUUAUAAACAUUUCAACAAUAAAAUCGGCAAUAAAUUAG